AUGGAUCGCCAAGUGAUAGGAAGGAGCCGGGGAAGACCCACUAGACAACACCCGGAAGCAGGUGGUGAUAGGGAACCCGAGGUCGAUCAAGACCAAGGGCAGGAAGGUGUGGCCGGAGACCGGGUGGCCACCGCAAUUGACCGUAUUACUGAAGUUCUCGAGCGAUUGACUGAUCGCCAAACCACUGAACCAGUGCAUCAACCAGGAGGCCCAGUUGACUCCGAUGAUCGGGCACUGGAAAGGUUUCUGAAAUUUGGACCUCCCAAAUUCUAUGGAGGACCCGAGCCGGAAGUGGCCGAAGGCUGGUGGGAGAGAAUCACUGAGAUUUUCGCCGCCUUGAACUAUACCGAGGAGCGAAAAGUGACUUUUGCUACCUUCCAGUUUGAGGGAGCUGCUCGCUCCUGGUGGAAUCUAGAGAAGAGAGAGGAUGAUUUUAUUAGAUGCAAACAAGGGGCGAUGAGUGUCGCCGAGUAUGAAGUCCAGUUCACAAAGCUGUCACGCUUUGCACCUGAGUUGAUAGCCACCGAGCAAAGGCGUGUUCGGAGGUUUGUGCAGGGUUUGAAUGUGGAACUACAGGAAAGUUUAGCUGUUGUAAGGAUAGAUACCUUCGCUGAGGCUGUUGAAAGAGCGCAGCGAGUUGAAGUAGCCAGAGCUCAAGUGAAGUCUUUUCAGUCCAAGAAAAGAUUUGCUCCUAGCAGUAGUCGGGAGCCGACUUUUGGAAAUGCUCCACCGGCCAAAGUGGGCCGAGGAACUAGUGGAGUGAAUAGUUCUGGAGCACCCCGAGGCGCCCAAGCAAGAGGACAUGGGGCCAGGAAUGCAGGAGGACGAAAUAUUGGAGCUAGAGGGGGACCAAUUGGAAGAGGACAACCUAGGAAUCGGCCGCAAGGGGGUAGAGCAAUAGUUCCUCAAGUGACAUGUGCUUAUUGCAAGAAACCUGGUCAUUCUAUGGAUAGUUGCUGGAAGAAGCAAGGAAGGUGCUUGAGAUGUGGAAGUAGUGAGCACCAAAUCUCAGGAUGUCCAAAGGUGCAGGAAGGAACUCCUCAGAAAGCUAGACCAAACACUUCUGGAGGGAGCCGGCCAACAGUUCCUGCCAGAGUGUAUGCUAUAGAUGAUCAACCCGUACCUGAUUCCUCGGAAGUUGUGGAAGGUACACUUCCAAUUUUUCAUAGAUUAGCUAAAGUGUUAAUUGACCCUGGUGCAACGCAUUCAUUUGUAAAUCCAUCUUUUAUGUCUGGAAUAGAUAUGCAACCCGUUAGAUUACCCUUUGAUCUUGAAAUUAUGACACCCAUGGGUAAUAGAAAGGUAAUCACUAGCUUGGCCUAUAAGAAUUGUGAAUUCUAUAUCGGAGAACAGAAAAUGCUAGUGGAUCUGAUCAGUCUGGAUAUAAAAGGUUACGAUGUUAUCAUAGGAAUGGAUUUCCUAGGUCACCAUCAUGCUAAGCUUGACUGCCGAGAAAAAAUAGUGGAAUUUUGUAUACCUGGAGAAGCAACCCUGAGGUUAGAUGUCAAAGGUAGGUUAGCAUCUUCUGCUAUGGUCUCGGGAAUACGGGCAAGGAAAAUGUUAUCUAAAGGAGCUCAAGGUUUCAUAGCCUUCUUGAUUAAUACUCCCAGUGAUCAAGUAAAAUUAGAGGAUGUACCCGUAGUACGGGAUUUUCCGGACGUCUUUCCUGAAGAAUUAAUGACUUUACCACCAGAGAGAGAGUGUAUCGAUUACCGAGGGUUAAAUGAGGUUACUAUUAAGAAUAAAUACCCUCUACCGUUGAUUGAUAGUUUGUUCGACCAACUGCAAGGAUCAGUGGUCUUCUCUAAGUUGGAUUUAAGGCAAGGGUAUUACCAGCUGAAGAUUAAGAAGGAAGACAUACCCAAGACUGCUUUUAGUACAAGAUAUGGACAUUUUGAGUUCGCAGUCAUGCCUUUUGGUUUAACUAAUGCACCAGCUGCAUUUAUGGAUUUGAUGCAGAGAAUUUUUAAGAAAUACCUGGACCAAUUUGUAGUAGUUUUCAUAGAUGAUAUUUUGAUAUACUCCAAGACUCAGGAGGAACACGUUAAACACUUGGAGAUAGUAUUGCAGAUACUAAGAGAGCAUAAGUUGUAUGCAAAAUUCAGCAAGUGCGAGUUUUGGUUAGAAGAGAUUUCCUUUUUAGGGCAUAAGGUUUCCAAAGAUGGAAUUGCCGUGGAUCCGGCAAAAGUUGAAGCUGUUAUGAAUUGGAAGCGGCCAGAAACUCCAACUGAAAUCAGAAGUUUCUUGGGUUUAGCAGGUUAUUAUAGGCGAUUUAUCCAGGAUUUUUCGAAGAUUGCAGGACCUAUGACCGAGUUAACCAAGAAAGGAAAUAAGUUUACCUGGACUCCAAAAUGCGAGUCAAGUUUUCAGGAGUUAAAGAGGCGUUUAACAUCCGCUCCUGUUUUGGUGUUACCUGACGGAGACGAAGGAAAAGCAAAUGUGGUAGCUGACGCUUUAAGUAGAAAGGCCCAAGGGCAAUCGGAAAGGACAAUCCAAACUUUGGAGGACCUGCUAAGAUCGUGUAUAUUGGAUUUUGGAGGUAAAUGGAGUAAAUAUAUGACCUUGGUAGAAUUUGCAUAUAAUAAUAGCUAUCAGGCCUCGAUUCAAAUGGCACCUUAUGAAGCUUUGUACGGGAGAAGGUGUCGAUCUCCGAUUCAUUGGGAUGAAGUUGGAGAAAAGAAGAUUUUAGAUCCUACAGCCAUACCUUGGAUAGAAGAAGCCCAGGAGAAGCUGAAAUUGCCUGCAAGCAUGGCUAGGAUUCACGAUGUAUUUCAUGUAUCCAUGCUUAGGAAAUAUUACCCUGACCCAAGCCAUGUGCUGCAACUAGAAGGAAUUGAGGUGGAUGAGACGUUAAGCUAUGAAGAAGGACCAGUCAAGAUUUUGGAAAGAGAAGUGAAGGAGCUAAGGAACAAGAAAAUUCCUCUGUAUUACUUUCACUCGCUUUUAGAUACUAGUGCAUAA
This is a messenger RNA of Coffea arabica (coffee), 2961 nucleotides long. The record is from RefSeq and is a predicted model, not a curated record. Lineage: Eukaryota; Viridiplantae; Streptophyta; Magnoliopsida; Gentianales; Rubiaceae.